Messenger RNA from Leptomonas pyrrhocoris, 430 nucleotides. RefSeq lists its product as hypothetical. Bases 146 to 430 code for a protein of 94 amino acids. The transcript has a single exon. NCBI's taxonomy places the organism in Eukaryota, Euglenozoa, Kinetoplastea, Trypanosomatida, Trypanosomatidae. The record is from RefSeq and is a predicted model, not a curated record.
GAGCACCACGCCACGGUUUUUUUGUUUCCCUGCUCUGUCCGCUAGAAAGGAACAAGAGGAGAGCUGCUCAACGCGUGCUUUCAUCCGACUCUCGGCAGAAAUCGGCACACACACACACACACACACAAAAUUGCACUCAAGUCGCAUGAGCACAGUGCAAGAACUUCAGGCGCAGCUGGAUGCGCUGCGAGUGCAGCACGUCAGCGACAUCGAGACUGCACAAGCAGCGUUAUCAAAGCUGCAGGAAGACUUAAACAACGUCCAAGCCGACACGGACAACCUCAAGCAGGAAGAAGCGGAAUUGAAUCAGCAGUUUGGUGAAAGCAAAGAUACCACUGCGUCGUCACAGCAGAGCCCAUAUAAAGAUAUUGUUGUGCAGGUCCUGCACGGCUUAGUGCAUUGCGAUGAAAGCAAGUGUAGCAGCUCAUAA